This is a messenger RNA of Salvia hispanica, 1117 nucleotides long. RefSeq names its product protein PHLOEM PROTEIN 2-LIKE A1-like. Lineage: Eukaryota; Viridiplantae; Streptophyta; Magnoliopsida; Lamiales; Lamiaceae. Gene Ontology annotation, molecular function: carbohydrate binding. The record is from RefSeq and is a predicted model, not a curated record.
UGCAGCAAAAGGCACAAAGUUGAGCUACAAAUAUGCCACUUUUUAUAAUGUGAACACAGAAAAGAAGUGUUCGAUGUAAUGUCAGAUAGAGGGCAUCGAUCCUAGCUAGUUAGCAUCAUUUUUUUUCUAUAUAAACAGUAAUUCUUAGCCAAACCAACAGUAAGCUAGUGUUUGUUCUUGUUCUGUUGUCUACCUUAAUGGGUGCCGGGUUAUCACAAGAUCAGGAGUUGGAGCCAAAUGGCGAAGAAUCGAGCAAGAAUGGGAAACAAAGCAAGAAGGGUGAAGCCAAACAAAAUCAGAGUAGCAAACGAGUUUCGUUACCUCAUAACAGUGGAGAUAUUCUGAAGCAUGCUGAUUCACCAGUUGAUAUAUCCACAACAAACCUGGAAGUGCUUUAUACGGGCGUUUUCUUGAACCAGAAGAGGAAGAAGUACUGGGUUGACAAGCAGUCGAACUGCAACUGCUUCAUGAUUUUUGCACAAAGUCUUUCGAUAACUUGGGCGGAGGACCAAAGAUUCUGGCAUUGGCCCUUGUUGAAAGAAUCAAGUGAUGAGAAUCUUGCAGUUGCUGAACUACUCGAUGUUUGCUGGCUAGAGGUGCAUGGGAGGUUUGAGGUAGCAAACCUUUCACCAGGACGACUGUACGAAAUUGUAUUCAUUGUGAUGCUGAAGGAUCCUGCUUACGGAUGGGAAGAUCCUGUGAAUCUGAGACUCACUUUACCCGACGGAACUAGGCAAGAGCGUAAAGAAAAUUUGAUGGAGAAGCCAAGAGGGAGAUGGAUAGACAUCCCAGCGGGAGAAUUCAAAAGCUCCACUGAGAAGACUGGAGAAAUGGAGUUCUCUUUAUACGAAUACGAGGGAGGGAAAUGGAAGAGAGGGCUAUUAAUUAAAGGAGUGAAGAUCCACCCAAAAGCUUGAGUUCAGAAACAUCGGGCUCUCACUGAACAUAUAAUCUUUACUUCCAUAUAACAAUGAUGUAUAAGUUUCUGCUUUAGUAGGACCAGUGAAAGAGUGGACUAAUAAUUGCAUAUUCUUCAGACUUACAUAAUCUGAAGGAGCAAAUUCUAGUUGUCCUCAUUCAUGUGUGUUCAAGGAGCAAGAUAGGUUGUUUAUUUUCA